AUGUCUGCAGAGACUUUGAGGCUUGGGAGCCAGGAGAGUCUUGGGGCCUCCAGGUCCUCGCUGGAAGCAGAGACCGAUCCGAAAAAGGUCUUGUUCGCAAGCCCCUCUGCUACAAUGGUUUCGCCGAAGCCGACCAAGAGCCCUGGCAAGACGACUUGGGUGGACAACCGCCCCUCGAAAAGGGAUCGGAGCCCCGCUGGCUCCGCGAACGACUUCGCGAACUCCUCCGCCAACACGGGACGUUCGAGGCAGAUGAUCUCCUCGGCCUGGGAGUGGGCCAAGACCCGCAAGUUGGUUCGGGUUAACCCCGUUCACAAGGAGGAGGAGGCCAAGCUCAUACUGAGCGAGGUCUUCGAAGUGAAUGAGGAAACUGGUGCCGAGACCAGCAUGAAUGGAACCCUGGAAGUUCAGGAUGAGUCGGGCUUCUUGUUUCAGAAUGACACCCCCUCGGUGGCUGAUUCGGACGAUGCUAUUCUGGCUGCUUUCAGCGAUGCGAGCCGGGCCGACGAGAACAAACCGGAAGCUGCCAAAGGCUCCUUCAAGCUGAACUUCCCCACGCUGGGCAAGGAUCAGAGCCCGGCUGCUCUCCUCACGGACUUCUUGGAGGAAGCCCUGCAGGGCUCCACGCAUCCCCGGGCGAAGAGGCUUCAUGAGCAAAUGAAUAUGAUCUUGCAGCAGCUGCAGAAGUACUACAAGGAGCUGACUGCAAAGCAGGCUGGUGCUAUCCUGAAAGCCCCAGACCAGCCCUUCAACGACGAGGUCAUGAGGCUCUAUGCAGAAGUCACGAAGCAGGAUGUCAUCUUGGGAAACUUCCUCACUCGCUCGAGGCACAUCAAGAACAUCAGUUGCAGCAGUGGCGGCUCGUCGGCCGCCGACGACUUGGCUGACGAGCUUUUGAUAGGCUUCGAGGUAGACAGUGCUCGGCGAGUGGCUAGGCUGGCCAGAGUGGCCAACAGCAGACUGAAGAAGCACGGCAUCAUGGAUCCGAUGCUACGAGUGAUGGGCGGUUGUGCUGACAACAAAGGCAACGAGUGCCGCAACCUCCAUUCAGUAAUCCAUCAGUCUGGAAAGACACUUCCUGUGAUGGUGUCAACAACAAAAACAAAGAUCCUGAUCCUCAGGGGCAAAGUUCGCACAGAGGAGGUUGAGUGGCCCGUGUUGCUGCUUUCCGAUUGGUUUCGAACAGUAUGUGCCUCUGGAGGGCAUAUGAUGUUGGCAGGCCACAGCUUGGAUGAACCGGAUAGAUUCGGCUCAGUCUUUGCGACUUUCUGGGAGCGAUAUAAGUUUGUGAACCCCGAGCAUAGCAUCUACGAUGGCUCUUUGGAUCUACGGUUCGCCAUCCCGGUGGCCUGCCACGGGGAUGAAGGAAGAGGAAAGAUAAAGAAACCUGUUAUGCACUCCUUUACAUCCCGGUUGCUGUUCACCGUCAUGCCUGCAGAGUUGUACUACAAGAAGCAAACUCUCGACAUGCUACAUACUGCGAUGGUGAACGACCUGCAAGCCUGCUACAAAGAUGGCAUUACUGUGACACUUCCGAUCGGCUGGGUUUUCCUGUUUCGUAUUUAG
This is a messenger RNA of Symbiodinium necroappetens, 1566 nucleotides long. Lineage: Eukaryota; Dinophyceae; Suessiales; Symbiodiniaceae. The record is from the annotation of a GenBank genome assembly.